ACAACGCAGACAGCAUGGCACGGGAAGUUGUUCAGAAACGCUGUGAAGUUGUGACUGCUGCUAACUAACGUUAGCUAUAGACAUGAUGCCACCCAAUACAAUGUAACAGCAGUAGUUCAGCUAAUACCUAAAACAAUGUAUAAACUGACGCUUGAGCUUCUUGAUUUCCAAUGGAACGCUGCGUUUGACCCGCAACAUUAUGCUGAGAGGCAGGUGCGGUGCAUAGGUUGGACCUUUCAAACUGUAUGCACAGACGGCUUGACAGAAAUGGGAGCAGAAGGUGUGGGUAAGACCACCCUGGUCCAGAAGGCCUGUGACGUAAUAGUGUCUUCAGGUGUGUCUGUGGAGGGCUUCUACACCCAGGAGGUCAGGGAGGGGAGGCGCAGGGUCGGUUUCGACGUUGUUACUGUGACCGGACAGAGAGGAAACUUGUCCAGAGUCAGAGAGAAGUCUGUAGCUUCACAUGGAGGGAGGGAGUACACUGUAGGACAGUAUGUAGUGGAUGUACCUUCGUUUGAGAACCUGGCUCUACCUCUCUUCAGAAAGCUUGACUCUUCAUGCAGUAGCAACCAUCAGGUGUUUAUCAUUGAUGAGGUUGGUAAAAUGGAGCUGUUCAGCCAGGCGUUCAUCAGGUCAGUCAGACAGACCCUGGACUCUCCAGUCUUCUCUGUCCUGGGGACUAUACCCCUCCCUUCAGGAAAACCACUGGGUUUCGUGGAGGAGAUACGGACCAGGACGGACGUCACCGUCUUCACUGUCUCCAAGGAGAACAGAGAUGUUAUAUUACCAGAGGUUGUGUCAGCUCUAAAGGACUGUCUCAAACAAAGUGCUAAGUAGGUGGAAGUUAUCCAAGGUCAGUGGAACAUCAUGGAGGGCAUUCAGAAACACAGCAGCACUCUGAACUAGACCCUGAUGAACAAGACCGUCCCUGAUGGAUGGAUGUUGGCCAGCACUCUGUACUAGACCGACCCUUAUGGACUAGACCGACCCUGAUGGACUAGACCGACCCUGAUGGACUAGACCGACCCUGAUGGACUAGACCGACCCUGAUGAACGAGACCGACCCUGAAGAAUGAGACCGACCCUGAAGAACGAGACCGACCCUGAAGAACGAGACCGACCCUGAAGAACGAGACCGACCCUGAAGAACGAGACCGACCCUGAAGAACGAGACCGACCCUGAAGAACGAGACCGACCCUGAAGAACGAGACCGACCCUGAAGAACGAGACCGACCCUGAAGAACGAGACCGACCUGAAGAACGAGACCGACCCUGAAGAACGAGACCGACCCUGAAGAACGAGACCGACCCUGAAGAACGAGACCGACCCUGAAGAACGAGACCAACAAUGACGGACUAGACCGACCUUGACGAACGAGACAGACCCUGACGAACGAGACCGACACUGAAUAACUAGACUGACCCUGUUGAACUAGACCGACCCUGAUUGGUGGAAGUUGGCCAGCACUCUGUACUAGACCGACUCUGAUUGAUGGAUGUUGGCCAGCGCUCUGUACUAGAGCGACCCUGAUUGAUGGAUGUUGGCCAGCACUCUGAACCAGACCGACCCUGAUUGGUGGAUGUUGGCCAGCACUCUGUACUAGACCCUCCCCUAUUGGUGGAUGUUGGCCUGCACUCUGUACUAGACUGACCCUGAUGAACUAGACUGAACCUGAUGGAUGGAUGUUGGCCAGCACUCUGUACUAGACUGACCCUGAUGAACUAGCCCGACUCUGAUUGAAGGAUGUUGGCCAGCACACUGUACUAGACCGACCCUGAUUGGUGGAUGUUGGUCAGCACUCUGUACUAGACUGACCCUGAUGAACUAGACCGACUCUGAUUGAUGGAUUUUGGCCAGCACACUGUACUAGACUGACCCUGUUGAACUAGACCGACCCUGAUUGGUGGAAGUUGGCCAGCACUCUGUACUAGAGCGACUCUGAUUGAUGGAUGUUGGCCAGCACUCUGUACUAGACCGACCCUGAUUGGUGGAUGUUGGCCAGCACUCUGUACUAGACCGACCCUGAUGGGUGGAUUUUGGCCAAUACUCUGUAAUAGACCAUGGCCACCUAACCAUCCCCGGCUUACAAUUGGCUCAUUCAUCCCCCUCCUCUCCCCUGUAACUAUUCCCCAGGUCAUUGAUGUAAAGGAGAAUGUUUUCUCAGUCAACUUACCUGGUAAAAUAACAUAAAAAUCUAUAAAAAUGUAAUAAAACGAUGAUUUAAUUAUUUCUGAAAACUGCCACAUUCAGUUCUUCAACCAAUGAUAAUGUUGGAAGAUUAGUGAUAAAUAUAAUUAUAAUAUGGAGAAUAGUGUACAAUAAUAGACUAGAUCCUGGUCAAUUGCCUGCACCAACCGUGGAACCGUGUGAUUACAUCGCCAUGUGUUAGGGCUUGGUCUGCUCUCCUCUCCAUAGCUAUUGGCAUGUCUUUCUUAAUAUUGUCAACUUUACUAAUGAUCUUCAAAACAACCACACGGCCGUGAUGGCGUUUACAAAGUAAGCAAAUGAAGGUAAACCAAACAGUGAAAUGACUGGAAUGGUAAUGUGGACUAUACCAACUGAAGGGAACUAACAGUAAAUGGGCAGUUGUGUUGUUAUCAGACCUACUGAUGGUCCAUAUUGUUAUCAGGCCUACUGAUGGUCCAUAUUGAUUGUUAUCAGACCUACUGAUGGUCCAUAUUGAUUGUUAUCAGACCUACUGAUGGUGCAUAUUGUUAUCAGACCUACUGAUGGUCCAUAUUGUUAUCAGGCCUACAGAUGGUCCCUAUUGUUAUCAGGCCUACUGAUGGUCCAUAUUGUUAUCAGGCCUACAGAUGGUCCAUAUUGAUUGUUAUCAGACCUACUGAUGGUCCAUAUUGUUAUCAGGCCUACUGAUGGUCCAUAUUGUUAUCAGACCUACUGUUGGUCCAUAUUGAUUGUUAUCAGACCUACUGAUGGUCCAUAUUGUUAUCAGGCCUACUGAUGGUCCAUAUUGUUAUCAGACCUACUGAUGGUCCAUAUUGAUUGUUAUCAGACCUACAGAUGGUCUAUAUUGAUUGUUAUCAGACCUACUGAUGGUCCAUAUUGAUUGUUAUCAGACCUACUGAUGGUCCAUAUUGAUUGUUAUCAGACCUACUGAUGGUCCAUAUUGUUAUCAGACCUACUGAUGGUCCAUAUUGUUAUCAGGCCUACAGAUGGUCCAUAUUGUUAUCAGGCCUACAGAUGGUCCAUAUUGUUAUCAGGCCUACAGAUGGUCCAUAUUGAUUGUUAUCAGGCCUACAGAUGGUCCAUAUUGAUUGUUAUCAGACCUACUGAUGGUCCAUAUUGAUUGUUAUCAGACCUACUGAUGGUCCAUAUUGUUAUCAGGCCUACAGAUGGUCCAUAUUGUUAUCAGGCCUACAGAUGGUCCAUAUUGUUAUUAGGCCUACAGAUGGUCCAUAUUGUUAUCAGACCUACUGAUGGUCCAUAUUGUUAUCAGGCCUACAGAUGGUCCAUAUUGUUAUCAGACCUACUGAUGGUCCAUAUUGUUAUCAGACCUACUGAUGGUCCAUAUUGUUAUCAGGCCUACAGAUGGUCCAUAUACACCUCCAUUAAUACAGUGUAUCAGUAGACACCUCCUCCACACCUCCAUUAAUACAGUUUAGCUGUAGACACACCUCCUCCACACCUCCAUUAAUACAGUGUAUCAGUAGACACACCUCCAUUAAUACAGUGUAUCAGUAGACACACCUCCUCCACACCUCCAUUAAUACAGUGUAUCAGUAGACACCUCCUCCACACCUCCAUUAAUACAGUUUAGCUGUAGACACACCUCCUCCACACCUCCAUUAAUACAGUGUAUCAGUAGACACACCUCCAUUAAUACAGUGUAUCUGUAGACACACCUCCUCCACACCUCCAUUAAUACAGUGUAUCAGUAGACACCUCCUCCACAACUCCAUUAAUACAGUUUAGCUGUAGACACACCUCCUCCACACCUCCAUUAAUACAGUGUAUCAGUAGACACACCUCCAUUAAUACAGUGUAUCUGUAGACACACCUCCAUUUAUACAGUGUAUCUGUAGACACACCUCCAGCGUCAGCCCCGAAACCUGAAGGAUCUGGAGAAGGUCUAAAAGUUCUAUAAAAUCAUACAAUGUGAUUUUCUGGAUUUUCUCUCACAGUUGAAGUGUACCUUUGAUAAAAAUUACAGACCUCUACAUGCUUUGUAAGUAGGAAAACCUGCAAAAUCGGCAGUGUAUCAAAUACUUGUUCUCCCCACUGUAUGUAUGUGUGUGUAUGUAUAUAUGUAUGUAUAUAUAUAUAUAUACAGUGCCUUGCGAAAGUAUUCGGCCCCCUUGAACUUUGCGACCUUUUGCCACAUUCCACAUUUCAGGCUUCAAACAUAAAGAUAUAAAACUGUAUUUUUUUGUGAAGAAUCACAAUCUUGAAGUGGAACGACAUUUAUUGGAUAUUUCAAACUUUUUUAACAAAUCAAAAACUGAAAAAUUGGGCGUGCAAAAUUAUUCAGCCCCUUUACUUUCCGUGCAGCAAACUCUCUCCAGAAGUUCAGUGAGGAUCUCUGAAUGAUCCAAUGUUGACCUAAAUGACUAAUGAUGAUAAAUACAAUCCACCUGUGUGUAAUUAAGUCUCCGUAUAAAUGUACCUGCACUGUGAUAGUCUCAGUGUCCUGGUACUGGGUAAAGUUCAUGAUGCCGUUGACCUUACCAAGGGCCCCAGACCAGUGGAAGGUCAAUAGCCCCAUAACAUUACAGAUCCACCAGCAUGUUCUACAGUAGCUGUGGGCUCCUUUUGCUCCACUGGUCCGGGGCUCUUGGUAAGGUCAACGGCAUCAUGAACUUUACCCAGUACCAGGACAUUUUGGCCAAAACACUUUUUUGGUUACUACAUGAUUCAAUGUGUGUUAUAUCAUAGUUUUGAUGUCUUCACUAUUGUUCUACAAUGUCGAAAAAGAAAGAAAAACCCUGGAAUGAGUAGGUGUGUCCAAACCUUGGUAAGGUCAUGAACUUUUAUCCAGUACCAGGACAUUUUAGCCCAAAAAAUGGUUGCCUCUGCACACAUCAAAAUCCACAAAUGAAUGGUUAUUUGGCCACAAAAUCAACAUUUUGCAAUGGCCAUCUCAGUCUCCGGACUGAAAACCCAUUGGAAACUGGUGGUUUGAAUAGAAGAGGGCAAUGGUCUACAAUCCCUCCUAAUGCGUCCUCCAACGAAUAAAGCAUUUUAGAAAAAGGCUCAUUGCCGUUAUCCUCACAAGGUGUGGUAUUGAAAGGCAAUAUGUACGUGUUGGCAAUAUGUACAUUGUUAAGUCAUGCCAAUAAAGUAAUUUGAAUUGAAUUGAAAUGUA
Oncorhynchus kisutch (coho salmon) is the source of this 5325-nucleotide messenger RNA. It is a transcript of the gene ntpcr, whose product is annotated as nucleoside-triphosphatase, cancer-related. The transcript has 5 exons. Lineage: Eukaryota; Metazoa; Chordata; Actinopteri; Salmoniformes; Salmonidae. Gene Ontology annotation, molecular function: ATP hydrolysis activity. The record is from RefSeq and is a predicted model, not a curated record. Bases 136 to 837 code for a protein of 233 amino acids.